Messenger RNA from Pestalotiopsis fici W106-1, 1491 nucleotides. RefSeq lists its product as uncharacterized. Gene Ontology annotation, molecular function: oxidoreductase activity, acting on paired donors, with incorporation or reduction of molecular oxygen; monooxygenase activity. NCBI's taxonomy places the organism in Eukaryota, Fungi, Ascomycota, Sordariomycetes, Amphisphaeriales, Sporocadaceae. The record is from RefSeq and is a predicted model, not a curated record. The transcript has a single exon. The coding region runs from base 1 to 1491 and encodes 496 amino acids.
AUGGCAGAAAAUGCGGCAAAAAGCAACGGUGACGGUGCUCCCGUCAAGAAGCAAAUGAUUCUGAAUGCCUUUGUCAUGAAUGCACCUGGUCACUUGGCACCAGGGCAAUGGCGACACCCACAGAACAAGACCAGUCAAUACAAAAAGCUCUCCUUCUGGGUAGAGCUUGCGCAGCUUCUCGACAAGGCCAACUUUCACGCCAUGUUUAUCGCCGACACGCUGGGCCCGUACGAUGUGUACAAGGGCCCUGCCAAUGUCGUCCCGUCGCUGGCGUCGGGGGCGCAGUUUCCGGUCAAUGACCCUCUGUACCUUGUGCCGGCCAUGGCCGCAGCCACCAAGAACCUCGUGUUUGGCGUCACGGCGAGUCUUACGUAUGAGAAGCCGUACGCGUUGGCGCGAAGGCUAUCUACCGUGGAUCAUCUCAGCGACGGGCGCCUGGCAUGGAACAUUGUCACGUCGUACCUGGACAGCGCGGCGCGCAAUCAUGGGCUAAAGGAGCAGAUUCCCCACGAUGAGCGAUAUGCCAUUGCCCACGAGUACAUGGAAGUCUUGUACAAGCUGUGGGAAGGUAGUUUUAGAGAUGACGCCGUCAUUGAGGACAGAGAGCGGGGUGUCUACAUUGCCGAAUACGCCGUACGGCAGAUACACCACAAGGGAAAAUACUUUGAUGUUCCAGGUCCGCACUUUUGUGAGCCUUCGCCACAGCGGACUCCAUUCCUCUUCCAGGCAGGCGUGUCGGAAGCAGGCAACAACUUUGGCGGCAAGCAUGGCGAAGCUAUCUUUAUCGGCGGCCAGACAUACGAGACCGUACAAAAGACGGUCGCGAGCAUCCGGGACGUGGCCAAGCGAGAAGACCGCGAUCCCAACCACAUCAAGGUGGUCCUGGGGAUCCAGGUCAUUGUGGCCGCGACAGACGAGGAGGCCUAUGCAAAGCGCGAUGAGCACCUCCAGUACGCCGACCGCGAGGGCGCCCUGGCGCUGUUUGGCGGGUGGACCGGCGUCGACCUAUCGGGCUACUCGGACGACGAGGACUUUCGCGUAAUCGACUCGCCGCGGAUCCAGUCCAUUGUGCGUCGCUGGGCCGCGACGGUCCCGGGUACGGACAAUCUGCCUUGGACCAAGCAGCGCAUUGUCGAGUACCUCAGCGUCGGCGGCUUGCAGGCCAAGGUCAUUGGUAGUCCCCAGACGGUAGCGGAUGAGCUCGAGAAGUGGAUCGAGUUCUCCGAUGUGGACGGCUUCAACCUCGCACAUAUUACCAAUCCUGGAACCUUUGAAGACAUUAUUGAGUUUCUGAUUCCCGAGCUACAGCGCCGCGGUGUCUUUAGGACAAGUGUGGAAAAGGAGGGCGCGACUGCGAGAGAGGCCUACAUUGGAACAAAGAGGUUGCCGGAAGAUCAUCCGGGGAGUCAGUUCAAGUGGCGAGCUGGUGAAAAAAUUCCCAAGUAUCAAGAGCAAGGACAGGCGGAAACGGAGGUUGAUGCCUCGCAUUAG